Messenger RNA from Gasterosteus aculeatus aculeatus (three-spined stickleback), 1796 nucleotides. Its product is annotated as leucine-rich repeat-containing protein 17. NCBI's taxonomy places the organism in Eukaryota, Metazoa, Chordata, Actinopteri, Perciformes, Gasterosteidae. The record is from RefSeq and is a predicted model, not a curated record. Gene Ontology annotation, cellular component: plasma membrane. Gene Ontology annotation, molecular function: protein binding.
CUCCUUCAGGUCUUUUCUCAUUAAUCUCCGAGUGCAAAUAGUCACCACAAUCCACGCAGAAACUCCAGCACGUGGAAACCCAAAGUGACUCGAUUUAUCCGAGGUGAACCGAAGGCUCAACUUUCUACAGUCGAAGCCGAGUGGAGUGACCAUAAACCAAACGGAGGGGAGGAUACCAACUGACCUGAGUGCAGCCGGACACGUUGAGCUCUACUUGCUUAAAAGACAUUCCCGGCAGAGCUCAGGAUGCGAGUGACCUCCUCUCUCCUCAUCGGCCCCCUGCUCCUCCUCCUGCUGGCGUCCGUCGAGAUGAGGCCAGGGAAGGACAAAGGAGCGACGGAUAAACUCACACGGAACAGGAUGAGAGGCGCCAGGCGUCACAGCAGAUCGGGCCCCUCCAGGCCGGUGGCCCCUGACUGCUCGGAGUUGACAGAAUCUGGAGACGUCUUCAUAGACUGUCAGGACCGACGCCUCACCACCACUCCCACCUCGCAGACCUGGUCCCAAAAACCAAAGCACCUCCUUCUUGCUCGUAAUAAGAUCAAAGUCCUCCGUGAAGAUGCCUUCUCUGGAUUUGAGAGUUUAACCAGUCUGGACCUGCAGCAGAAUCAGAUCUCGUUAGUGGUGGAAGGGGCCUUCGAGGGGCUGACACGCCUUAAAACCCUGCUGCUGCAGCACAACCGCCUGGGAACACUUAGCGAGGAGGCCCUCAUCCCCAUGCCCAACCUCCGCUACCUACGUCUCUACGACAAUCCCUGGAGUUGUGUCUGCGCGAUGGACAGCCUCAUACGCACCCUUCAGGUCCCGAGCAACCGUAAUCUAGGAAAUCAUGCCAGGUGCGCAGGGCCCGCCUGGGUGAAAGGCAUGAAGCUGAAGCAGAUUGACCCUAGGUUACUUUGCAUGGAGACAUUGCCGGGCGACAACCAAACAGAUCCCACAAACCCCGUGGACCCCAUUCCCAUCCGCACGAAACCAGACGCAACCACAACUUGCCAUACUUAUCUUUUCCCCCAAAUACGGAUGGACUGCAGUAACCGAGGUCUAACCGAGGUGCCUGCAGGUAUUCCAGAGGACGUUGUUCAUAUGGAUUUGUCCCAUAAUUCCAUACGUCAUCUGAAAGCCAAAAAUUUCCAAGGAGCAAGGAGCCUUAGAACCCUUGACAUCAGUCAUAAUAACCUGGAGCACAUUGACAAAGCUUCCCUGUUUGGGCUGCUGCAUCUACUUGAGCUGGACCUGUCCAACAACAGCCUGCGUUUUGUCCACUAUGGAGUUCUUGAGGACCUUUACUUCCUGUCAAAGCUAAAGCUGGGAGAUAAUCCCUGGGUGUGCGACUAUAGCAUCCACUACAUGGCGUACUGGCUACAACUGCACUCAAAAGUGAGACACUCUGGCCUCUGGUGUCAAUCUCCUCCCGAACACACCGGGGAGAGCGUAGCAGAGUAUGUGUAUUCCUACAACAAGGAGUGUCCGAAGGACAGACAGCACAGCAGAUCAGAUGAAGACCAAACGGACCCUGAACUAUGGAACACAGCAAUGGAAGUGCAGGGAGAACUGGAGGAGCUGGAGCCGAGCCACUUGAGGGGGCCGCAGAAGUACCAGAUCAUCAGGCUCUCCUGAAUCAAGUCAAACGGUGUCCUAAAAUUUGAUGUUGAAAAGCCUAUUUGUUUUCUGUUCAUUCUUCUCCUUUCACUAUCAUAAAUAACACUGUCUGUAUCAGAUGGAAAAACAACAUUUUUCCGUGUUGUUUUCAUGUUUGCUGUCUUUUUAAUCUGAAUAUAAGAGCUGACGACAAUUUA